AUGUUAGGCCCACCUAACGUUGUGCUGGUGUGUGCAGCCAAAGAGCUCUUGGCAUCUGACCGGGACCUGCUCAGCUGGAUCAACAACAAGAUCGGGGCUCGCAAGUUGGCCACCACCUCGGAAUUCCCGGGCUCCAUCCGCAAAAGCCACGUGCUUGUCCGGCUCAUCGAGGCCCUCACUAGUGCUGACUCCAGUCUCUUCAUCAGGGACUUCCUUGGCGCCUCCCAUCUCACUCAGCUCAAGCUCCAUUGCCCUACUGGCCCGGAUACGCCAGGUGCCUCUGAUAGCAAGCAAGGCUUGUUGAACUUCUUCUUCAGCCACAAACCUGCCAACCAAUGA
Molecule: messenger RNA, 339 nt
Organism: Puccinia triticina
Lineage: Eukaryota; Fungi; Basidiomycota; Pucciniomycetes; Pucciniales; Pucciniaceae
Exons: 2
Coding region: 1-339 (112 amino acids)
Source: RefSeq, a predicted model, not a curated record